AGGCAGACAAGCAGGAGGAGGGCUGGGAGCCAUGGCUUACGUUGUGCGUGCCUGCACCCCCAAAGACCUCAAGGACAUCAUGCGCCUCAUUAAGGAGAUCGCAGUCAUUUACAAGGUUCCUGUGAACGAGAUCAGAACCAGUGAGGAAGCGCUGAUGGAGGCCGGAUUUGGGAAGAAUCCCAGAUUUGAGUGUUUUGUAGCGGAGGUUCCCCCACAGCAAAAAAGCAAGGAAGGUCACACUCUCAUUGGAUACGUCCUGUCCGUCUAUACCUACAGCACCUGGAAAGGAAGAAACCUUUACAUGGACAACCUGUACGUCAUGCCUGAAUUCAGAGGGAAGAGCAUUGGGAAGAUGCUCCUGAACAGAGCGACAGAGGCAGCCUGGCGCAAAGGCUGCUCCCAGCUCCGCAUGCACGUCAGCUCCGAGAAGCCAGAGAACAUAACAUUCCUGGAUAAGCACGGCGGCGAAGACCUCUCCGCCAAGGACGGCUGGAACCUCUUCCGAUUCCAGGAAACGCAGCUACGCAGAAUGGCAGCCCGCAGCGAAUGUUAG
Messenger RNA from Euleptes europaea (tarantolino), 553 nucleotides. Its product is annotated as thialysine N-epsilon-acetyltransferase-like. Gene Ontology annotation, molecular function: N-acetyltransferase activity. The record is from RefSeq and is a predicted model, not a curated record. Lineage: Eukaryota; Metazoa; Chordata; Lepidosauria; Squamata; Sphaerodactylidae. The coding region runs from base 32 to 553 and encodes 173 amino acids. The transcript has 6 exons.